Molecule: messenger RNA, 552 nt
Organism: Zasmidium cellare ATCC 36951
Lineage: Eukaryota; Fungi; Ascomycota; Dothideomycetes; Mycosphaerellales; Mycosphaerellaceae
Exons: 2
Coding region: 1-552 (183 amino acids)
Source: RefSeq, a predicted model, not a curated record
AUGGACUUGGACUUCGAUGACCCUGCGUUUGAUGAGCAUGGCCCCGGAGGUUCUGCCGACCGACAAAGCCCGACCGAGAUCUCGAUGGAGAACCGCGUUGGCUUCCUCGUUGAUCGUGCCAAGGCAGCUGGCUUCAGCACCUUCGAUGAUAUGAUCGAGGCCUAUUACACCACCGGCGCCUCCAGUCAACCCCAACACGGCACCGACCAGGCAUCGCGGAGUCGAAGGCGACGUUUGUCUGACCUCCUCCCGUCUUUUUUCAGCGCCGCCAGAGGCUGGAGUGACUGGGAGCGGCGAGGUCUCCACCUCGAAUUGCUGCGAGGCGCUGAGCAAACGUUGAUGGAAGAAGUGAAAGCGUUCAGGGAGAGCAUGAGCUGCGCCGACGAGUCCUCAACUCACCGUCACGCAGAGGACAUGAUGCAACAGGCCCAAGAAAAGAUGCCCAAGCUAUGGUCUUUGAUCAUGUCGCUUACGGCAAAGAAUCCCAGCAUUGCAGCGACGGAUCGCACAAAUGCGGUUUACCGAACCGUGGUCGCUCUAUGCGAGAGCUGA